This is a messenger RNA of Rhinichthys klamathensis goyatoka, 4952 nucleotides long. RefSeq names its product centrosomal protein 152 (gene cep152). Gene Ontology annotation, biological process: centriole replication. Lineage: Eukaryota; Metazoa; Chordata; Actinopteri; Cypriniformes; Leuciscidae. Gene Ontology annotation, cellular component: centrosome. The transcript has 28 exons. The record is from RefSeq and is a predicted model, not a curated record.
GUGUGUCGUGUCUCCUCUCAGGUCAGCAGGAUGUCCAUUGAUUUUGACAGUGCUGCUUUACAGACCCAGCAGGAGGAAGAGGAGUAUGAUCAGGAAGACUACGCCAGAGAACAAGAGCUCCACAAGCUCCUGACUGAUCUCCCUGAUGAUAUGCUGGAUGACAGUGGUGACUGCUCCUCACCUGAGCUCCACCGCUCCACCUGCAGUCUUCCAGGAGACAACAACAGGUAAACGCAAGCCUGGAAUGUGCCACAAUGGGAGCAUCCAAGACCUUCCCAUGAGGAACACUAUGAAGAGCACGAUCAAGGCUCUCUUCAUGAGGACUACAGUUAUAGGAGUCACACGUCUCAGACCAACAGUCACCCUCAUCACCUCCAGGCCGGGACAGAACAUUUACCCACCGGCUGGGACCCGCAGAACGGACAGAACUACCAGUACCAGAGAGGAGACUAUGCACACUCAUCCGCAGGCACGGACGAGUCCCACGCCACCGACUUCUCCACUGGGGACGGGCCGGAGCAGGACACGUACACUCAUAACGCUCUUCAUCACGGGGCAGUUUACCAGGGAGACGAGGCCCAGGGCCAUGGAGAGCAUAACCUCAUCAGAAACCGCUUUGAGGUUUUUGAUAAUGGAGGAGCUGGGAACAAACCCACUGACCACUACAAGACCAGUUACCACCCACAUCAACCUCCAAAUCAGCCGAAGAUGUUCAAUCCUCAAGUGAGCAGUGAGAAUGGCCACUUUGACCAGCUUCAGAGGGACUUCCUGGACUCAACACAGAAUACAUCAGAGGGUCAGCAGCUGUCGCAGCUACAGAUUUUAAACCGAGCUCAGUCCAGACAGAUCGAGGAGCUGGAACAGAAACUAGAGGACUGCAGGAGGAGGAUGAGAUAUCUGGAGCACCAGUUCGCCAUCGUCAAAGAUGAGAAGGACGGACUGACGGUAUCACUGAGGGAGUCCAGCGCUCUGGUAGGGGAGGCGAAAGAGAGAGAAGCUCAGCUGCAGGGGAGAAUCAGAUCUCUGGAGAAACAGAUUCAGUCUCUCACAGACAGAGAGCAAGAGAGCGUAAAGCAGCAGCGUGUGGCCGAGGCUGCGAUGGACAGCAUGAAGCAGCAGAUGAUGGAGCUGUGUCGCUCGGACACUCUCACGCGAGCACGUGAGCAGCACGAUAGGGACACGGCCGCCAUCCGGGAGCAGUCUGAAGCCAGACUGCUCACACUUCAGCAGAAACUAGACGCCCAAUCACAGAGUCUGAAUGAGCAGGCUGAGGCAGGCCAGCGUUUGCUGGAUCAGGUCCGGCAGCUGGAGCGUCAGAGGGAAGAGGAUCAGGUGGACAGAGCCUCUGUCAUCAACACCCUCACACAGCGCCUGGAGGAGAGCCAGCAGCAGUGUGCCAAACUACUCCACACUGGCUCUGUACAGGAGAUGAGCCAGUUACAGAUGAAGCUUCAGCAGACCCAGUCUGCUCGCACCAUCAGUGAAGACAUCAACAAAACCCUGCAGGAGGAGUUGACUGACCUGAAGGAGCAGAUCAAUCUCUAUGAGUCUGCCAUUAAACAUGGAGCCCUUUCAUUAGAGUCUAAUAGAGACUGGGACAACCAUCUGUCUGAGUCCUACAUGGACCUGGGGAUCAAGAAGUCCAAGUGGAGAAAUGGACUCAUCCACAGCACACCUCAGAUUGCAGAAGCAGGAGACCCCAACCUGCUGAAGGAGGACGUGGUGCGAGAGCUGAGGAGCGAGCUGCAGCGCUGCCUCGGUCACCUGAAGACCAAGCGCCUGAAGAUCGCUGAGCUGCAGGAGGAGCUGCGACGCUCCCAGAGCAGAGCACAGCAGACACAGAUAGAGCAGGCCGAGAGGAUCGCACGAGACUCUGAGGUGAGGGAGAGCAGCUUGGAGAAACACCUGGAAACCCCUCACAAAGACCUCAUCAGACUGCAGGAGGAGCGGGCCGCCCUGCAGGAGAGAGUGGAGGCUCUGGAGAAGAGGAAUCAGGAUCUGAAGCAGAGUGAAGAGAAGGUGAAGGCCGCCAACUCUGAGCUCUGCACCAAGAUGAGAGAGAUGAUCCAGGAGCUGGACCAGGAGAAACAGGAAGCAGAAGAGAGAUACGAGCGGACUCAGCAGCAGUACAGGGAUGAUGUGGUGCAUCGUGUCCGUGAGGAGCUCAUGCAAGAGCACACGGCUCACAUCGAGCAGCUCGCCAGCCAGCAUCUGCAGCACAUCCAACAGCUCCAGUCAAAGCUGACUGAUCUCAGUCAGGAGGUGUUAGCUGUGCAGGAAUGCUACAUAUCUGUUUGCAAAGAGAAGGACAAGCUGGAGGAAAAUCUCCAAAACAAGCUUGAAGAAGAGAAGAGAUUGAAAGAAAUUGAGAGUGCGGGUGCUCUGGAGUCACUGAGGUCUGAGCUGGAGUGUCAGCAUCGGGAGGACGUGUCUCGGCUCAAAGCCCAGUGGAGGACACACACACAGGCUGAGAUUGAGCUGCAGGUCAGAGAGCAGCUGGAAGCCCUCAGGAAGAGCUGGCUGCAGGAGCAGGAGACGUUGGAGAAGUCCUGGGCUCAGAGGUUACAGGAAGCUGAGGAAGAGGUCCGGAAGGCCGGGCAGUCAGACACCCGUGAGGGAGCGUGUCAGACCGGCUCGUCUGAGUCGGCGGGGCAGCUGAUUUCAGCGGAGGACCUGGAGCUCCGGCUCAGAGCUCAGAGAGAGAGCCUGCAGCAGGAGGCCUCGUCCGCCCAGGCCAGAGCCGUGGAGGAAGCAGUACGACACGCUGAGAGAGAGCUGCAGCAGAAGCACACUGAUGACAUAGCGCUCCAGGUUGAAGGUGCGAUAUCAAGGGCUCGUUCUCGAUGGCUCCAGGACUUGACAUCCCUCCCAGAAUACAAAAGCAGCUUGCAGACGGAGAAGGAUGAAUGGGAGCGACUACAACAGCAGCAUGUCCAGGAACAGGUGUCUUCAGCUGUCAAGGCAGUGGAGGAAAGGUGGCAGGACACGCUCCGCACCAGAUGCACCGAGCUGGAGCAGUGUAACCGGAGAAACGGGGAGCUCCAGGAGGAAGUGCUUACCCUCUGCACCCGACUGGAGCGCUCAUGCCAGGAGCAGGCCGCCCUCAUCAAAGCAGAGCUGGCUGCAGCCCGAGACGUUUGGAUGGAGGACAAGCAGGAGGAGAUGUCCCGCCUCAGGGCGCAGCUCCAGAGAGAGCAGAACCUGGAGCAAACUGACACAGAGCUACAGAAAACCCUCAGGGAAAAGGAGCAGGAGUGGAGGGCUCAACAAGAGAUCAGACUGCAGGAGGAGAGGCAGCGGGUGCUGGAGGAUCUGAAGGAGGUGCUGCAGGAGGGAGUGAAGAGGAGAGCCAGUCCAGAUGAACACGAGCUCAGCAGUGUGCCAGGAACCGUUCGGUCCAGAGUCUGGGAGAUCUGCAGAGAAUCACUCACUCAAGCCAUCAACCAAGCCAAGCAGGAGUGGAAGAAGAGCAGCGAAGACAAGCUGAGACGUGUGCUGAAGGAAAAGCGUGAGCGUCACGAGGCAGAGAUCGCAGGUCUAACGGCCCAGAGGAAGCAGGGGGAAUGCACUGAGCCUCUGGCCAAACUCCAGAAGAAGAAUCAAGAGCUCCAGAGACAUCUAGAAAAGGCCUGCCGCCAGCUCCAGAAGACCGUUCGAGAGCACAAGAGCACCCUGCAGAAGAUGAAAGAUGAACAUAAGGCAGCCCUGCAGAAGGAGCAGCAAGCCCUUGAGGAACUGAAACAAACCUCAAAUGCAGAAGCACAUUCAAGCUGUUCAAUCAGCCAGCAGAAUCUUCAAGCAGGACUUGAGGAAAUGAAGGAGCAAUACAUGAAAGCAGUGGAGAAAAUCAAAGGCGACAUGCUGCGUUACCUGCAGGAGAGUAAAGAGCGGGCGGCAGAGCUGAUCAGGACUGAGGUCCUGAGGGAAAGGCAGGACACGGCCCGACGGAUGCGCAGGUACUACCUCACCUGCCUGCAGGAGCUGCUGGACGACGGAGGCCAGGCCGCGGGAGCAGAGAAGAAAAUCAUAAAUGCUGCUAGCAAACUGGCCGCCAUGGCCAAAGUCCUCGAGACCCCGGUGUCCAAACGCAAGCUUUCAAGAACACAGAACUCUCAAGGUGGAUCAGACAAGACAGACAUUGGCUCUCCUGCUAAAGUGCUGGGUGCUGCGUUACACGGAGCUGAAGCCCACAAGGAUGGUAAGGACAAUCGGAUCCAUCAGAUCUACUGCCUAACGGACACAAAUUAUACAUCCAUGACGGCUAAACAGACCGGUAUCAAACCUAAAGGCUUUGAACCAGAUUCCCUGAAGUCUGCAGUGACCUGUGGAUCUAAAGACCCUCUUACGCUUGGUCAGGUAACUCAGAAACACACACACUUUCAUGAUAGUGUUUUUAACAGCUAUGUCAGGACCCCUAAUAUCACACUGAGAAAGCAGAGCAGGGAAAUGCUCAUGGAGGGCUUUGAGUCCGGAAGAGCAGAACCAUCAGCCUGUCAAUCAUUCCUGAUUGAAGAAGCGCCUGUUCGGGAUGAUGGACAGAGUGACUGGAGUUUAACCAGUCACGGCUCCAACUUUAUGAACAACAUUCACCUGACGUCCUCCUAUCCUGAGCCUGGGAAGCCUUUCUCAUUGAACGGCCCGUCCUUGGCUGGUUUGGACUUUGGAAGCUCCAUCGGUGAUAACUCUCAUGUUACGAUAUACAAAGAGAUUGUUCAACCUCCGUCUUACUCUAAACCCAGCGUGUGUGUGGACAGAAGAACAAAUAAACACAGAGAGCCAAUCCCUGGAUCUGAGGGACAUGGUGUCUGGAAAAUGCGUCCGAAGAGCUUAUUUUCAGAGUUGAAAGUGCGUCAGCAGGACAGUGGGUUCGACAGCCCGUUGGCACUGCUUCAGGAAUGAAAUUCCGAUUUGUUUUGUGCCUGUGCAAAUAUUCUUUGUAUAUAAAAGAGUUG